GUAAAUCAGAGUUGUUGUAGCUUUCUCUCAAAGGCCAAGCCUUAAAAAAAUAAAACAAAAAGAGAUCUCUGAGUUAGUAUUCGCUUACAUUCAGUCAAGAACCUUUCCUUUCUAUUAUACUUGUUCUUCACCAUUUUUCAAGUUUAUCAGAUUCCAUAUAAGAUAAACAAAUUCUACAUUUCAGUUCCUUAUCAGCUGGCAUUGUGAUUUCUAUGGCCUAGUUUUUUUCUAGGUCAGAAAACACCUCAUGGUUGUACAUGUUGUUGCCUUGUUGCAGGGAGGGUGGCUGAUGCUAGAUGUAAUGAAAAAGGGCCUUGGAAUCUCAGGCUGUAAUUUCCAAGGCACAUUUCUGUUCUCCUUGAUUUCUUCAAACAAUAGCAUAAUUAAAUAGAUUGCUUCCCUUGUUUGAAACUGCCAAGAAUAGCUCAUUAAUAUAUUGAGUCUAAUGCUAUAUAUUUGCCUACCAAUGAUUCUCUCCUAGCCUUAUAUAUUUCUUGGGCAAAGAGAAGUAUGGGUCAUGAGGAACCCUCUUAUAUUUCCCACUAUCCAAGAUCAGAAGAAUAGAGCUGUCACCUAUUCAUUAGAAAGUGGGAUUUCAGUCAUAAAUUGAACGUGCCUUGAGUUUAAAACCUAGAUGUUCAAGGUGGAAUGAAGAAUCGUUGGACCUAUUUACAUGUAUAUAUCUUAAUUAAUUAAACUAUCAUUCCUUUUCCCACAUCUAUUUUCAGUAUGCCAUAAUUCACUGUAGGUUAAUUAAUCAGUUUUCUCUUAGGGUCUGAACUAGCAAAUUAUGGAUAGAAUUGGAGACAAACAAUUAUUUCAAAGAAAACGUACAGCAAGUAUAAAGAUAGUGCUGGGACUUGGUAGAUAAAAGGAGGACUGCAAAUAAAAUUAAGUGCUUCCUUCUCCCAGACUGUUAGAAGUUUGAUGCUACCAAUUAAAAUUUUUAAGGAAUUAAUGCUUUUUAUUUCUGUAUUGCAAUAUUAAAGAAUGGUCUGCUUGAUUUCAUUCUUUUUCAUAAAGUACAUCUCAUAAGAGGUCCUACAAAGCUAUUUGAGGUCAGGAACUCUGCUUAUUUUAAAUGUCAUGUAAGGUACAAAUGAUGAACCAUGUUGGCAGGCCAUUCUCCAUGUAAAGACUUUCCAUGAUUUGCUGACAUUACAAAGCUGUCGCAGUUUCAUCUCUAGGUUCCUUUGCUCUGAAUGUUGAGUAAGUGAGAUCCUCUAGCCAUAUAUGACUAUAAAAAUGAAAGAUGGGUAGUUUUACUUCUGAGUUUUCCUACUUCUGUUAUACAUGGCCUUCAGUCAACUUGCUUCUUUUCCUCUUUUACUGUGCAAUCUGAAGCAUAAAAAAUUAUGGCUAAUGGGUGGUUAGUAGCCUCAGGUCUCCUUGCUGCUUUGGAAGAAAUUGCAACAGAACUGGCAGGAAGGGGCAUCCCCACAACCUGCUCUGCAUGGUUUCUACAGAGUCUUCUGCCUGUUGGCCCUGUUUAACAUGAGAAGAAAAGCUUGUAGGUAAGAGAACUAGUUUUCCUUUCCACCUUUUAGUGUUGCAGCCUUCCAUGAUCCAUAACUGACUACCCUGGGAAGUGAUGCCUUUGGGGAAGCAGCCCAUGUAGACAUCCCAUUGCCUCACUGUGCUUAGGUGGCUCGGCUGUGUGUGAAUGUUCACGUUCAGUCAUUUCACGGUGUGCUGUUGUCCCGCUCGCUUUUUGUUGUACGUGGCUGGCUGACUGCUGUUCUUAUCAUCUGUGAUAGGCCAUAGAAGAGGGUACCCUAGAGGAGAUCGAAGAGGAGGUGCGUCAGAAGAAAUCCUCCCGCAAGCGCAAGAGAGACGUGGAUGUCAGUUCCUCAACCCCAACCACCAGCACUCGUAGCCGGGACAAAGACGAUGACAGCAAAAAGCAGAAAAAGCGAGGCCGGCCCCCUGCUGAGAAGCUCUCUCCAAAUCCACCCAACCUCACUAAGAAAAUGAAGAAGAUUGUGGAUGCUGUGAUUAAGUAUAAAGACAGCAGUGGACGUCAGCUUAGUGAAGUCUUCAUUCAACUGCCUUCUCGAAAAGAGCUUCCAGAAUAUUAUGAACUCAUUCGCAAACCAGUGGAUUUCAAGAAGAUAAAGGAGCGUAUCCGGAACCACAAAUAUCGCAGCCUAAAUGAUUUGGAGAAGGAUGUCAUGCUUCUAUGUCAGAAUGCUCAGACUUUCAAUCUUGAAGGAUCACUGAUUUAUGAAGACUCAAUUGUUCUGCAGUCUGUCUUUACUAGCGUGAGGCAAAAAAUUGAAAAAGAGGAAGACAGCGAGGGAGAAGAGAGUGAAGAGGAGGAAGAGGGAGAAGAGGAAGGAUCUGAAUCAGAAUCUCGUUCUGUCAAAGUGAAGAUUAAACUGGGCAGAAAGGAAAAAGUACCAGACCGAAUGAAAGGCCGCAGACGCACCAGCCGUGGGUCCCGGGCUAAACCCGUGGUUAGUGAUGAUGACAGCGAGGAAGAGCAAGAAGAGGAUCGCUCAGGAAGUGGCACAGAAGAUGACUAGGUGACAUUCCAUGAUGGAGACCUCAGGCAUCAGUUUUUCCAAAGCAGAGGUGCUCUAGUCCUUUAGCUGCAACGGGUAGAAAGAAAAGUAGUGUUGGAUGUGGGUAAACUGUAUAAAUUCUUCCAUAUUUAUACUGCAGUGAAGAUGUAGGACUUACUUGUGUCUUGCCUUGUCCUCACAUCAGUAGCGUUUGUAACAGCAUUAACUGUUGUUUUUUUUUAAAAAAAAAUUAUGACUGGGGGAACACUUGAUUUUUUUUAAAGGCAGUACUAUUUUCAGUUGCAGUAUUGAAUCACUGUAGUUUUAACCUGUGGGUGCAUGUGUGUAAGCAGUCCACUUCCUAGUACUGUAUUUUAUGAAACAGGUCAAACAGCCAGCUGCUCCCCCCAAAGCAAGGAGAGGGUGGCAGGGGUAACUGUGUCAGUGUCACUGGAUUUCAAGCAGUAAUAAAUUAAGCAAAACAAACAGUAAUAAAUUAAGCAAAACAAACAAACA
Crotalus tigris (Tiger rattlesnake) is the source of this 3020-nucleotide messenger RNA. RefSeq names its product transcription activator BRG1-like. Lineage: Eukaryota; Metazoa; Chordata; Lepidosauria; Squamata; Viperidae. The record is from RefSeq and is a predicted model, not a curated record. Gene Ontology annotation, molecular function: protein binding. Gene Ontology annotation, cellular component: RSC-type complex. Gene Ontology annotation, biological process: chromatin remodeling. Bases 1971 to 2525 code for a protein of 184 amino acids. The transcript has 6 exons.